Manacus vitellinus (golden-collared manakin) is the source of this 960-nucleotide messenger RNA. It is a transcript of the gene FGFBP2, whose product is annotated as fibroblast growth factor binding protein 2. Gene Ontology annotation, biological process: cell-cell signaling. The coding region runs from base 46 to 609 and encodes 187 amino acids. Lineage: Eukaryota; Metazoa; Chordata; Aves; Passeriformes; Pipridae. The record is from RefSeq and is a predicted model, not a curated record. Gene Ontology annotation, molecular function: growth factor binding. The transcript is spliced from 2 exons.
UUACUGGAUCGUGUUGCUCAGGGAUCUCAGUCAACUCCUCACACCAUGAAGGGUUUUACUCUUCUUUUCCUAGUUGUUAUCUGUGGCAUGGGAGGAUUGGGACAGAAGCUGAAGCCAAAGAGAAGAAGCAAUGGUGAAGAAAUCAAAUUUCGGACUAAAACCAAAGACAUUUGCACAAUGAGCAUUAGUGGGGACGAUGAGGAGAUGAAACUUAGAAUUGAAUGCAAAAGCCAAGACAUGUCCUACUGGUGUGAAUUCACUGGCAAGCCAUCAGUCUGUCGUGCUUUCAGAAAUAAUCCAAAGAUUUACUGGAAUCAGAUCGCCGCAGAACUUAGAAAGAUCCCUCAUGCCUGUGAAUCCACAGAAGUGUUGAAGACCUCCAUGUGCCAAAAGGCUCCUCCAGAGGCUCUCAUGAAGCAAAUAGCUACUGGUGUGGAGCCAGAAGAGCUAGCAAACCAGGAAGAAUCAGUGCAGAAAAUGUCCACUUCUAUGAGAGGAGCAGGGCAAGGGUCUGAAAAUGAAACAGAAGCAAUGAGACUGGCACGGGAACAUUGCUGGGAAUCCCUGCAUGGUUUCUGCUCCUACAUCAUUGGCAUCUUUAGGGGUUAAGGACUCACCUCAGAGCAAAAUUGUUACAGCUGAAGAAGGGUCCUUGCUGUAGUUUAAUAAUUUAGACAUAAGAAUUUUGGUUUAAAAACGAAUUAUCUCUAUUAAUCUUGUAGGUGUUUUCUUUUUAUGCCCCUAAAAUGAAACUUUUUAACAGCCCUGAAAAAUGCAUGAGACUGGAGUGACUGUGUUUAAAGUGUUAGGAUGAACGAACUGUCACUAGACUUGUUACACACCCAGGUGUGCAUUUAAAUAACAGAGGUUCUGCUUUAGGAAUGCUGACCUUGCAUAGGUUUUUGUAUGUGCUGAUUUGCUUUCGUUUGUUAGAGAUGAAAGCUGUUAAUGAUGAUACAG